AUGCAGCACCCCACUCCCCCGCCGCCAACCUUCACGCCCACCGCCCCGCGCGCCACCAAGAUCGCCCUCGCGCUCCUCGUCCUCCUCACCACCAUCGUCUUCUGCAUCCUCGCGGACGAGGACGACGCCGACGACCCGGGCCCGGCGCGCGUCCCGCGAGAAGUGGCACCGCCGCGGGGUGGCGGUUAUGCCGACGAUCAGUGA
Messenger RNA from Trematosphaeria pertusa, 204 nucleotides. RefSeq lists its product as uncharacterized. Bases 1 to 204 code for a protein of 67 amino acids. Lineage: Eukaryota; Fungi; Ascomycota; Dothideomycetes; Pleosporales; Trematosphaeriaceae. The record is from RefSeq and is a predicted model, not a curated record. The transcript has 2 exons.